This is a messenger RNA of Cryptococcus wingfieldii CBS 7118, 2220 nucleotides long. RefSeq lists its product as hypothetical. Bases 1 to 2220 code for a protein of 739 amino acids. The record is from RefSeq and is a predicted model, not a curated record. NCBI's taxonomy places the organism in Eukaryota, Fungi, Basidiomycota, Tremellomycetes, Tremellales, Cryptococcaceae. The transcript is spliced from 12 exons. Gene Ontology annotation, biological process: regulation of DNA-templated transcription; DNA-templated transcription. Gene Ontology annotation, molecular function: zinc ion binding; DNA binding; DNA-binding transcription factor activity, RNA polymerase II-specific.
AUGGAACCCCUGCCCCUCCAUGCGAGUCACGCAGGGCCCGCGGCGGAUGCCGUGCAUAGUCCAAUCAAACUAGAACAGGUCGAGCUCGAGGAUACUGCCAGCUCAUCCCAGCAGGGAUCCCCUAUCAUGGUGCACGCCGUCAAGGUAGAGAAGGAGGAGACCCCCAGUAAAGACGCCAAGGUCAAAAAGACCAGGCAGAGUCAAUCGUGCGAUGCUUGCCGAGCGAGAAAAGUCAAAUGCGACCGGCCACCACCGGGAACCGUGACAAACGCUCCCACCAAAGACAUAUGUUCACACUGCUCUCAGCUCAGUCUGGAGUGCCGCUUUGACUAUGUCCCAAGAAAACGUGGUCCUCCGAAUCUGUAUCUCAAACGCUUACAAGAAGAUCAACAGGCAGCAGCCAGUCGAAAGGAUAUGCCUUAUCCCAGCCUCCCCCCGAGUCUCCCACCUCCCCAAUUACCACAACUCCCCAUACCAGCCAUCAUGCAGCAGGGGCCUGCUACUGCCAUGCCUUCCACCGCUACAAUGGGCAAUCCCAAUGGAGGAUGGCAGACUGCAUCGCCCAUCAUGGGCAUGCAGCCUUUACCUCUCCCUCAAGUCUCCUACCUCCCUCCCAUGCCUGUACCCCCAGCCCCUAUACCCACCCAGUCAUACAUGUCCUCUCCAAUGUCCCACCGAGGCCACAUCCCACCCCCAGUCGAAGGUCCCCGCCCAAUGCUAUCAAGCGCUCCCCCGAGUGCCCAUUCAUCCCCUGCCCAUCUCUCUCCAAAUACGAGCUUUGGCCAACACUCUUACGAGCCCCGGAACCCCCUCGACGCCGUCGUCCCCCGUCCAAUCUUGUACCACAUCAUCAACCUCUACUUCGACUAUGUCUACUGCCUCAUACCGUGCCUCCACCGCCCAUCCUUUACCCAUGAUUUGGAUACAAAUCGGGAAGAGCGGCCGGGAGAGGAGGAAUGGGUGGCGUUGGUACUUUCGGUGGUGGCCAGUACGCUCGUGCAGCUUCCGAGGAGUUUUAUUAGCAUGAGGAGGAAGGAAGUCAAGGAGCUGGUGCUGAGGUGUCACCAGAAAGUAAGGUCAUAUUUGGCACAAGACUAUCAACAUCCUACUAUAACCAGAUCAAUCAUCCUCUACAUCAACAUAUAUGUGUACAGCCUGACCGACCGGAUGUCUAUGGCACGAGCCGACUUUGGCACAAAUUACGCAUACACCAUCGCCCUUCAAUCUCAUCUCGAAAGCGAAUACACCAAUCACAACCCUGUUGAAAGUUCUCUCCGGCGGCGCAUGUUCUGGCUCAUGUACGGCGCGGACAAGACAUUCUCUGCUAUCGCUGCUUUGCCCCUCUACUUUCAUGAGGACGAUUGUGCAAGUGUCGCUUUGCCUGAAGACUUGGAUGAUGCGUACAUAUCUACAGAGGGCCGAACGACCCAGCCUGAAGGGUGUGUAUCCCCUCUUUGUGGAUUCCGUUAUGUCAGCUACCUUUACCGCUUAACAGGCGAAGCCCUCGAUAAACAAAGCCACGACAAACUCCGCCCUCCCUCCGGGGUCCUACUCCAAAUGCGUCUCUCCGAAGUAUCCCAGCUUUACCACCGUGUAAUGUCCGCCAUGGAUGGCUGUCCACAGCCUCUCGUGUUGAAUUAUAGUACCCCCCGCAGUUCUGUGGCAAGCUUGUCGCCAGAUUGGGGGGAGAGGAUGAAGACGGAGAUACAUACGAUGUUUGUGAACCCGAAAGGGGCCGACAUGGAGUUGGUAAAGGACUACUAUCUGGUGCAGCAGGCAAACAUAUACGUUACACAGCAAUUGGUCCGCUUCAUCAUCAUACAAUACCGCGAUGAGCUCCUCGAGCAUCAAGAGAUUGAACAACGGCAGGUCGAUCCCAACGAUAUUGCCCGUCGGGAAGAGAUCAAACGGUCAGUGAAAGAAGGUAGCCAGGAUGAACGGGAGCAGGUGGUUGUGGAUCUCUUGUCGAUCUUGCGCAAGAUCCCUAUAAAAGUGCUCGCCGUCAAUAGUAUUUCGCUCGUGCAAAAAGUUCGGCUUGUCGCUUCGUCUCUCCUGGACAGCCUAAAUCCGGAACCGGAAGGGAGUAGUCUGAAUGGAAGGAUGGCGGAUAUGCACACGGAGUCAAGAGCUGAGAGGGCACAGAAGAAUCUUUGGAGCUUCUUGAGUUAUCUUUCAGAAAUUGAAACACUCUACUCGUGGGAUGAUGAUGUGGACACAUGA